Messenger RNA from Cydia strobilella, 2503 nucleotides. RefSeq names its product protein cereblon-like. Gene Ontology annotation, biological process: protein ubiquitination. The transcript has 10 exons. The record is from RefSeq and is a predicted model, not a curated record. Bases 193 to 1479 code for a protein of 428 amino acids. Gene Ontology annotation, cellular component: Cul4A-RING E3 ubiquitin ligase complex. Lineage: Eukaryota; Metazoa; Arthropoda; Insecta; Lepidoptera; Tortricidae.
UUAUCUAAACAGUGAACUGCUUUGAUCGUUUUCCUAUGCGACUAUUGUGUUUGUUAUUGUAUAGUAAUACUCGAAAGUAAUUCUAUUAAUUUAUAUAUUUCAGUAGUGGAUUUGUGGGUGCUGUAAGUUUGUUUUAUAAGUUAUUAGAAAACCUUCAAUAUAUCGCUCCUAAGGGAACUACUCCGUAGACUCAUGGAAGAGAAUGCGGCAGAUAGUGACAAUGACUACCAUGCGCCUGAAUCAGAGGAGAUGGCCCUAGUGGGUGUAGAAGAUGGUGAAGCCAGGAUGGCGGUGAUGGCUGUGGGAGACGGUGGCAACACGGAGAACGGUGGGGGCCUCCCCGACGAGGGAGGCGAUGACGAGGAAGUGCAGGAGUUUGACAUCAGCCUGCCAGCAACACACUCGUAUCUGGGUACAGACUUGGAGCAGCUGAGCGGGCGGCAAGUGCUGGAGGCGGGCUGGACGGACCGUGUGCCUGGCAUGGUACAUCAUGGAACUUUGUUCCCUGGAGAGACUGUUCCGAUGCUGCUGAAAUCCGAGCCCUACCGGGAUGUGAUUCUUCAAAAGCGGAUGUUCUGUCUGCUCUGUCCAGACGAAGCCGGCAUGAACGUGUCAGGCCUGGGCGUUCUCUGCGAGGUACUGGCCGGAGCCGCGGAGGCCGGCGUAGUGGCCCGGGCCUCCCACCGCGUGCGGCUGAAGCACCCGCGCACCCGCCAAGGAGACGCCUUUAGGAAUAUGCAGAUGUUGGAAGUAGAGGUGCUGCCGGAGUUCGCGCCGGGCGACUCGCUGCGGCCCUUCCGGCUCGCCUCGCUCGACCCGCUGAGGCGGCCGCUACAUACAAGGCAAGAGCGAAUUCUACGUCGUAUGGACGCCGCGACAUCCCCGUGGCCAUCAUUCGUGUGGCAUAUUUUCGACUAUCGCCGUCUGCGCGCGCGCCUCACGGACCACUUUGCCACGCUCAGCCUUGACGACAAGAUGCCGCAGGACGCCGUGUCGCUGUCGUUCUGGGUGGCGUCCAACCUGACGCUGUCGGCGCGCGAUCGGAACGCGUUGUUCGCCGUCGACAACGCAUUACUCCGGUUAAGCCUCGCCCUACGCUUCAUAGACAAGUCAAAAGCAUUAUGCUGCGGCAAUUGCGGCGCAGAACUGUCACGGCGCUCGCACAUGUUCGCCAUGUCCAGUGACGGCGUGCACGCCAACUACACUAAUUAUGGCGGCUUCAUGCACGACGUGGUCACAGUCCGAGCGGCGCACGGCACCCUGCUCGGCCCCCCCAGUGCGGAGUACUCGUGGUUCCCCGGCUACACGUGGUGCGUGGCGCAGUGCAGCGCGUGCGGCACGCACAUGGGCUGGAGGUUCGACGCGAUGAAGCGGCAGCUCCGCCCGGCGCAGUUCUUCGCGCUGUGCCGCAACCUCGUGCUGCCGCGCGCCGAGCGACGACACAGCGACGACGACGACGACGACGACGACACGAUUUGAAUGACUUCUUAUGCUUCACUGUACUUAUAUUCAAUAGUUGCUUUCUAUUUGUUGUUUUUUCUAUAAAAAGGGACCUUAUUGUCGAUGGCGCUUACGCCAUUAUUAACGAUGUUCCGAUAUAAAUACAAUGCCGCGCGACGCCAUCGACAGUAAGGUCCCUUUUCAUAGAAAAUGCCCCAUUUUAUUUACUGUUCUAUAUUUUUUUUAAGAAAUUAAGAUUUAUUUCUACAGGUUUUAUUAGAGUUAAUCCUAAAUUACAUAUUAGUAAAUACAUAUGUAUGUAAGUUAAUUUACAGUCUGCCGCGGAAACAACUAACUUCAACUAAGCUGGCUUGCUCACGUUCGGAUUCUCACAACAAUAAGAACGUUUUCACAUUGUUCGAUCGAUAUCGAAUUAGUACUUCCGAUAAUUUCAAGCAUGUCGGACCGAUAAUAUUUGUUUGUGUGCGUAUAUUUGUAGGCAGGUUUGCUGAAGUGUGCGUGACCGCUGACGCGGACGACCGCCCCACGCCAUUGUGGAUGUAGGAUCCUACAUCCGAUAUCGUAAGAGGGAUUUCAAUCUUCUCGGGUCAGAGGUGUAGGGUUAGAGCCGGCGUAGUUUUAUUGGUCGUUCAUAAGCGGCUACUUGGAAAAUAAACUAUCUUUGUCGAUUCGAUGAUGAUAAAUAAAAAAAAUGGAUUUGUUGUACAUUCUGAUAUUUAACUCUCCAGGUCUCCAUUGCAUAAAUAACGAUAAUUUUCCCUAAAUUGUUAAUUGAAAGUACCCUCAACUCGAGAAAUACUGUUAAGUUUAUACUUACUCGUGUUUAUUAUUUUGCUUUCCCCGUAUUAGAAAUGAAAAGUAGUGCUUAACUAGGGGAAAGGCGACAUUUCAGUCUCGGAUAAUAAUCCGAAACUACCUUGACUGUCAUACAAGUGUUGAGUGCCUUUCAUCCCUUGGUUAACAAUUUCAAUGUGCAGUUUUAAAUAAAGCAGAAUAAUUCAUCAUUUCAUCACUAUCCGGGUCCACACAUAGCGAGCAUACG